GGCCAGGUUAUACUUUGUGAAAGCAAAAACAAGAAGUAGGGUUAAGAAACAAUGCCGAAGUCGAAGCGUAAUAGAGCCGUGACCUUGUCGAAGACGAAGAAGAAGGGGAAGGAGCACAAAGAAAAUAUAGUAAAUACAAUAAGGGAAUGUGCGGAAAAGUAUAGUUCAGCUUACGUCUUUAGUUUCGAGAACAUGAGAAAUCUCAAGUUCAAGGAGUUCAGAGAUCAGCUCAAGUCCUCUAGCAGAUUUUUCCUUGGAUCAAACAAAGUCAUGCAGGUAGCACUUGGCCGGUCAGUCUCCGAUGAGAUUAGACCUGGUCUCCAUAAGAUUUCUAAGCUCGUACGUGGAGAUUCAGGCCUUUGCUUUACUAAUUUAUCAAAGGAAGAGGUCCAAAGGUUGUUUAACGAGUUUGAAGAAUAUGACUUUGCAAGGACUGGCAGUGCAGCAACAGAAAAGGUAGAGCUACAAGAAGGCCCUCUUGAUCAGUUCACACAUGAGAUGGAGCCAUUCCUACGAAAGCAGGGCAUGCCAGUUCGAUUGAACAAAGGUGUUGUGGAGCUUGUUUCUGACUUUGUUGUAUGUGAAGAAGGGAAGCCAUUGUCACCAGAGGCAGCUCGCAUACUGCGCCUGCUUGGUAUCAAGAUGGCUACUUUCCGGCUCAACUUAAUAUGCAGGUGGACUCCUGAUGAAUUUGAAAUCUACAGAGAAGGAUUGGAAGAGUCAGAUAUUGAAUCCUCAUAGACAGUUCUCACACCUCUGAUGACACAUGUUUUACAAGAUUAAAGUUGCACGGUGUGGGUUGAUCCUUUGAUACUCCUAGAACCUCUUGCCAGCUGAAGUCACAGGGGGUGUUUUUUACUUGGUCUCAAGAUAUUACUUGACCAGUCAUCAAUUUUGGCAAUAUUAUAGCUUCGGUAUUCAGACUUCAGUCUCUGUGUGCGUGGAAGGUGUUUGAACUAUUUUGACUCUUCAAUGUAACGGAUUUAUACUUCAAAAGGGGAAAAAUGUAACAGAUUUUAUGUGAAAUUCCUACUAAAGUGUACAACUUCAAAUUUGGAUCUCAACGUUCGUUGAUGGUUGGCCUGGUGUCUAGGCUUUCUGCGAGCUCA
Molecule: messenger RNA, 1109 nt
Organism: Nicotiana tabacum (common tobacco)
Lineage: Eukaryota; Viridiplantae; Streptophyta; Magnoliopsida; Solanales; Solanaceae
Biological process (GO): rRNA processing; ribosomal large subunit biogenesis; nuclear-transcribed mRNA catabolic process
Cellular component (GO): preribosome, large subunit precursor; nucleolus
Molecular function (GO): RNA binding
Source: RefSeq, a predicted model, not a curated record